AUGGCUUCCCCGCGAGUCAUCGUCCAAAUAUUCAUUUCAGGCUCCAGGGCUGUAGGAAAAGCAUUUUUGGAAGCAGGGAGACAGGCGGUGAAAAACGCUAAGACCUCACCGCAGGGAGUGUUGGGAAAUGAUGUCGCUGGCGUCGGUAAUGCGAACUCUGGCUCUGCAACAGACCAUCUUACGCGCCAGCACCGCAUGACACUCGAUGAGGCGCACUUAAUUUUGAAUGUGAAGCGUGAAACCCCUAUGGAGCAGAUUAUGAAGAAUUACGAGCAUUUAUACAAAAGUAACGCACCACAUCCUAAACCAGACAAGCCUGUGCCAAAAAAACAGGCAUUGCCUUCACACUCACACUACCUGCAAUCCAAAGUUGUCCGCGCUCGAGAACGAAUAGAGGCUCAGCUGAAGACAACGGAAGCUCAAUCAGAGGCAGAGUUGGCAGGUGGUGUCAAGAACGAAGCAAGUACUUCGCCGCCACCUCCCGAGUCGCAGUAG
Laccaria bicolor S238N-H82 is the source of this 495-nucleotide messenger RNA. RefSeq lists its product as uncharacterized. Lineage: Eukaryota; Fungi; Basidiomycota; Agaricomycetes; Agaricales; Hydnangiaceae. Gene Ontology annotation, cellular component: TIM23 mitochondrial import inner membrane translocase complex. The transcript has 4 exons. The record is from RefSeq and is a predicted model, not a curated record. Bases 1 to 495 code for a protein of 164 amino acids. Gene Ontology annotation, biological process: protein import into mitochondrial matrix.